This is a messenger RNA of Echinococcus granulosus, 8754 nucleotides long. Its product is annotated as Spectrin beta chain, erythrocyte. The coding region runs from base 1 to 8754 and encodes 2917 amino acids. Gene Ontology annotation, molecular function: actin lateral binding. The record is from RefSeq and is a predicted model, not a curated record. Gene Ontology annotation, cellular component: cortical actin cytoskeleton; actin filament bundle; cell junction. NCBI's taxonomy places the organism in Eukaryota, Metazoa, Platyhelminthes, Cestoda, Cyclophyllidea, Taeniidae. Gene Ontology annotation, biological process: actin cytoskeleton organization; actin filament bundle assembly. The transcript is spliced from 33 exons.
AUGAAAGGAGUCGUGGGAGACGAAGACGUAUCAGGGCUGGAGAUGUUAAACUUGAAGCAAAUCUACGCAGACAAAAUUCGGGCGCUUCAGCAAAAAAAGAUAUUUACGAAAUGGAUUAAUGCGCAGUUAGAGCUAGCCGAUGAAAUGGCCUAUCAGGAGCCAUUUAUUAGCAGCUACCUAAACAGCGGCAUCAGUGCUGAAAAUAUUGAGGCUCGUCUUGCCCUAAUCUUUAAAGGCGGUGAGUCGCUCUACAGAGUAAAGGACCUGUACAGUGAUCUUUCUGAUGGAAGGAUACUUUUACGUCUUUUGGAGUUCUUCACUGGUAGAAAAAUCACGCUGUCUCGCGGGACAAUGCGUGUUCACUCACUGGAGAAUGUUAGCAAAGCCCUAGAUCAAAUGAAACAGAUGAACAUACCUGCAGAGAAUAUCGGACCCAUUGACAUAGUGGAUGGAAAUGCCCACCUCAUCCUUGGUCUCAUCUGGACCUUCAUUCUCAACUUUCAGCUUCCUCGUCUAUCCUUCACCCAUCACCUGCAGCAGGAGUCACCGGUUGAGAUGAAAAAUGCACUUCUUCGAUGGUGUCAAUUGAAGACGGCUCUCUAUCCGCAGAUCAACAUCAUCAAUUUCACCUCCAGUUGGAAGGAUGGUCUGGCAAUGUGCGCCCUUCUGCAUCGUUACCGGCCCUAUCUCAUUGAUUUUACUGCUCUUGCGUCAACGACUACAUCGCCGAUAAGACGUCUCUCAGAGGCUUUCGCUUUGGCCAAACAGGCCUUUCGAAUACCCACUGUCGUCAAUCCAGCUGACUUUAUUGCGUGUAGUAAUGAUGAGCGUUGUGUGGUGGCUAUAGUGGCCACUUGGUAUUAUCGGUUGAACGAGGACCAAGUGUUUAAAAAAUCUGCUUCGCGUCUGGCUGUAGUGCUCGAUAGAGUGGUCACAUCUGAACGGAGAAUGAUGGCAUAUGUGAGGGAGGUCUAUGACCUUCGAAGGUGGAUGAAAACAAAUUUUCGAUAUCUCGUGGAACUGAGCAAAUUUAAAGAUAUCCAGCUCAUCUCCAGUAAGCUUGCCCUAUGGCGAGAAAAUGAGAAAGAAAAGAAAGUAGAGGAAAUGGGACAGAUUGAGUUUGCCUGGUUGCAUUUAAGAACGCAAAAUCUUACCUGGGGAUAUUGUUCACCCCCUCCGCCACCGGGAUUUGACUAUCCUACAAUUUAUAAGACCUGGGCACAAUUCGAUGAAGCUGAAAUGGCAUGCAUGGAACAAAUCCGUCAAGGCCUGGAAAUACAGUCUCAGAAGAGGCAAAUGUUGGAAAAAUUUUACAAAAAGGCUAAACUUCAUAAGCUCUGGCUCCUUGAAUGUGACCACCUGCUUGACUUGGCAACCCAAACUGACUCUCGUUGCGUUCAAACUAACCUUCGGUCCUGGCAAAGCGAAGCUCAGAUUUCCGCAAAAUUGCUUAGCCAACAAAGAUCUCUCAUUCAGAGGGAUUUUCAGAGGAACGCAGCAAUGAUUGCGGAUGCGGAGGCGCAUCACAACCAAAAAAUGCAAAUACUACUCAGCCUAAGACCUGAUGAUGAUAUUUUUCGUCAAAUCCGCAAACUUUGGGGGUUGUUAACGGAAAAAUUCCACCGAAGAGAGGUGUCUUUGUUAAAACGACUCAGCUGCCUGGAUGAACUUCUCGAAUUGGCAAGCCUUACAGAGGAGAUGGAGAUAAUUUGGAUGCAUUUGAUGCAUCAAAGUCCCACUGAAAAUAGCCUCUCUAUUUGGGAGAGCAAAAUCAAUGCUGCAGCUAAAAAGGUGUCAAAUCUGUCACUGGGUCGGCGUUUUAUCGCCCAGACGAAGAGCGAGAGCAUUAUCAGUUGCUGUUAUGCCCGAUUUUGGGGUAUCAAUUGGGCCAUCUGGUGCAUUCUAUUGUGUUAUAAAAAUUUUUUCUGCGAAAUCGCAAAAAGUGCCGCUUUGUAUCGCAAAAUCUGUAAAAAUUUAACCACCACCAAGGACCAGAUGGAACAUAUUCGUGCCUUAUCAGUGUUGAUAGAACAAGCACAAAUCAGUGUGUUUAACAACGAAUGCCUCGAUUCCCUUGUCUCCAUCCGAAAUAAAGUGAGACUUCUUAUCCACGAGGUUGACCGCCAAACUGCUGAACGCAGUCCUCCCACUCACUACACUGACAAUGGAGUGCCACGAAAUCAAUACCAAAAUGCCAGGCAUUCGCAACAGUCAACAAAAUUGUCAAAGUCAUUGUUAAUCAGGAGAUGUAGAAGCCUCGAGACUAGACCAGAAGGCCUGAUUGAUUGUGGAUCACGGAGGAUUCAACGGAAUGCCACUGUGGUACGAAUUCACCAAGAAUUCCAGCUACGUCAUUUAAUAGGCCUGGAUGUUAUACGACAGUUGAAGGCAGGUAUUCAAGAGAAGUUGGCCCUGCAAAAUAUCGAAUUGGAAGGGAAGAGAGCAAUGCUCUACGCGGAGACAGAGAAGCUGCAUCGAGAACUAUCCACUCUUAAGAUGGUAGUGGAUCUUCUCACCUUCAUACCACAAAUUCAGGUCGAGGCUAAUGAGAUAACUGAGUGGAUUCAUCACAAAUUGGCCUACUUUAUGGAAUCUCCCAUUCCAGACGUUUUGACAGAGCUAUUGGACGGCCUUGAUGUGGCAAGCGAGUGCUGGUGGGAGGGUCUCCUUCGCAUGGACACGGUAUUCUCGAAACGCUUGCACAUUGAAUCAAGAAUUAAACAAAAAUGUGUGAUGCUAGAAAGGAUAAUUGAAUUGCGAAACGUUCUGGAGGAGAUCGAACACCGAUUUCUUUUAACCACCGAUGUCAAUCCCGAAGGCCAACCAAAUGAAGAUAGUGCCAAAAGUUUCCAGCGAAUAACAGCCCAGAUGCGCACAACCAUUUAUGUGGAGCUAGAUAAAUUACAUCAAGGUUUGAAUGAGGUUAAUCAGAAAGCCACUACGCGACAUGAACAGCUUCUUGCGGAGCAGGCGAACAUACAUGCUAUUCAGAGGUGCUACGAAUUGCUGCAAUGGAUUCACCGAAGUCAAAAAUAUCUCGAAGAAAUUGAGUCCCCAUUCCUCCAUCUGUCCAUAAAAGCGUGCACCGAGUUCUAUCCCCUUACAAUGAAUGAACCUUUCCUUGUGGCAUUGGAAAAGGAGAUUGAUUUCCACACCCGAGAAUCUCUUCCUAUCCUCCAAGAUUUUCGAGUUCGCCUUGUCAGUGAUCCCUUGUGGAACGCUCUCCUUGAGUACACCUUCAAUGUCUGGAAUGAUCUUAUUCACUUCGUCAGGAUGAAGCGCCUCUCCGUUGAUACUGCCAAUCGUCUUGUACAUCUCAGCGGGGAGUUAUCCGACACCCAGCGUUGGGUGCAACACAAGAAGGAGUUACUUCUCACAAUAGGUGAGACGAAGAACAACAUGGGAGAGAUGAUUCGCAUGGAAUGCCGAAUGGUUGGUUGGGAGACUGACCUGAGUGCUCUCAAGGAGCAAGUAUGUCAGGUGUUUGAGGAGGCAGACGCUUUGAGCACCGCAUUGGAGGAACUUCAAUCGCCUUUGAGUGCGGAGCCAGAGAGUGGAGUGGCUAUACGUGGCGCAAAGUUGACCCUGGAAGAGUUUAGCUCGGCAUUGCGCUCAGAUUGGGACGAGUUCGUGGGCCUCCUUGAGGAAUAUCAGAAAGGACUUGAGGCUUCACUAGCCUUUCAAAGUAUGCUGCAGGAGUUGGAGACAAUGCACAUCAUACUGAUGAGCAAGCAUAACACGAUCACUUCUUUGGAGCUACCCUCCUCCAUCAGUGAAAUUGACGAACAGCAGGAGGUCUUCCGAACCACCGCCACCGAGUUGGAGGCGCUAAAUGACAAAUUGGAGGCCUUAGUGGUGAACGGGAAGGAUAUGGCCGCAAGUCAGGAGGAGGCUGUCGCAGCAACGGUCACAGAGAGGCUCGACACCCUCAAAUGCGAGUGGUCAGAUCUACUCAUCCUGUGCAAUCAUCAGCUGAGAUGUCUAGCGCACCAACGGGACAUCAAAGUCCUCCUUCGCGAUAUCGAAGGGUUGAAUGCCUCGCUCAGUCGUAAGGAGAAUCAAAUUGUUGAAACUGACUAUCUGCCAACAAUUGAGUGCAUUCGAUGCAAAAUCAUGACACAAAAACAAGUGGUUAUGUCAAUUCAAGCCCUCUCCGAUCAAGUGAGGCUGCUGCAAUUAAAGGCGGAUGAACAUAAAUUUGGUGAAAAGUACGAUUCCAGAGUGAGGGCUGUUACAAUGAGAUACACAAGCAUUGAAGAGAAAGCUGCCAACGCCCUUCGUUUGCUGGAAUUUCGCCUCACGGAGAAGGAGAAGUUAAACCAACUGGAGAGCAUGGAGGAGUGGAUUUUGGAGCGUCAGGCGACGGUAAAUGCGCAAUUUGCAGCAACUGAUGCAAUGCUGCAGGAGCAAAAGGCCAUUCAGAAAUAUCACCUGUUCAGGAAUUUUGAGGCAGAAGUGAAGAGCUACGGAUUACUAGCCAAUGAAAUCUUUCAGAAUGUGCAAUCAACGAUAGGGGAAAAUCCGGCCGCUUCGGUGUACCUGCAGGAAGCCCUUGACGGGACUAUGAACUUGUGGAAUGAAUUAAACACAACACUCUCACUUCAGGGUAGUAAACUGGUUGAAGUGUAUCGAGCGAUCAUAAUCUCGGAGGGUUGUGAGGAACUGCUGGAAUGGCUUCAAAGAGUCACAGUGAAAAUAUUUGGUCUACAAAAUUGUGACUACACGAAACCCACUGACUCCUCCUUACGGCGUCUGACGCCUAUGUCUAUGUCCAUGAUCUCACUAUUGACUGACUCGUCUGGGCCGAGAUCAUUGACAGGGCUGAAACAGCGAUCUGUCUCCGAGACUUGCCUUCAUCUCCUUACUACUGAUCGUGUGGACUUAGCUGACACCUUCGACCUCAGCGCUUUGAACACCGCGAUAGCAAAAAUUGAUGAAUUGGAGUCACAGAUGGAGACAAAACGUACCUUUCUCCAGGAAUUAAGACACUACCAAUACCUGGUGGAGAAUACGGACAAAUUUGCCCAACACGAAGCGAAGCUGCAACAUGUUAAUGCCCAGUUUGGCAAGGUGAAAAGGUGGCUCUCCGAUUGUGCCUUCAGCGUCUCCGCUCACCGAGAAGUCAUUAAUGUUCUCCGGACUAUUGGAUGCGAGAAUCAGUGGAUGGCGCAGAAACAGACCCAGCUGAGUUGUGACACCACAGCGCUUUCCCUGUUGGAGGUUCAAAAAUCACUUAUUAGACAUCAAAAUCUUACCGCUGAGGUGGAGCAUCGAAAUGCCAGGAAUAUUCCUCUUAUAAAGACGACUCUUGAGUGGCUACGAUUAUGCAAAGUUGUGGAGACUGAGGUGUCUCACCCAGCCAAUGAGGCCUAUUGUGUAGCCCUCAUAAUGGCGCAUCGGGGUCUUUCAAAAGAGCUGUUAGCAAAGAUCAGCGAAUUGGUGUUUCGACAAGCCGUAGUACAUCGGGAAAUUGGUGUUCGUCGCUCUGUUCUCUAUCAUUGGCAAGCCUGGUUCGUUCAGCACAUGGAUUUGCUAGAACUCUACAAUUGGCUAGCUGAGACGGAGUCAACUGUGAUGACAGAGUGCCAUGCAGCUCGCGGACUUGCCUCAGCCCAUGCUGCCAUCAAGAAGCAUUCGGUGGUUGAGGCCAUUGUCUCAGAAUUUCAGGCACCAAGACUGCGACAGUUAAACACUCAAACCGCCAAUCUACUUACUGCAACAGCGAAUAUGAUAGUGGUUGAACGAGAGAAGUUAGAGCGUUACUUGGCAGUCGGCGCUCUCUUCACUGACACCGAUAAAACCGCCAAAGCGAAGGUGCAUCGACAUAAAUUGCGUCGACGGAUUCACAUUCUGGAAAGAUCCAGUGUCAAACUGCGCUCGACACAGACCUCUGUACAGAAACAAUUUACAGAUCUUCGUGAUCUAGUAAUGGAGAAGAAGCAUCGGUUGUACGAACUACUCGCUUUGAAUAGACUCUACGAAGAAGUCAGUGAUAUAGAGGAGUGGAUCAGGAGCCGAACCGAAGAAGCUCUGAUUGACAACACGGGGAGAGAUUUUGACGAGUGGACUCGUCUCCAAAUCGACUUCUGUGACACCUAUCGAAGCCUAAUUCAUGACGGAUUGCCACCACUGACCGAUAGUCCGGAGCGCCUGGUGCGCGCUAUUAUGGUGUGUCGACAGAUGAUCCUGUUAAAGCAUUCCGACUCACCUCAAAUUGCUCAAUGGCAAGAUCGUUUGAUUGAGGACUGGUGCGAGUUGAGAGAACUUCUGCAAACCCGAGGCGAGUUGCUCAAAGCUGCUGGAAAUCGGCUCCUCUUCCUUCGUCGUUGUGAGGAGGUGAUAACCGAUUUAUGCGAGAAAAUGGACUGUUUGCCCGCCGUAUUGGGUGCCGAUUCACAGACCUUGGCACGUCAGCAAAGUCAGCAAGUGAAUUUUCACCAAUCAGUGAUUCCCAUCGCUAAACGGGUAAACUGGGCGAUUCGCGCAUCCAACCUGCUUCUACCGCUUUAUGCGGACAUUCAAGCGGCUGAGAUUAAAGCACAAAGGCUACGUUUGCUCGAGGCUUGGGAUCAGCUUAAUACAAGCAUUGAAAUGCGCUCUCGAAUGCUCCAAGACGCCGAAGCUUUGUCCAGAUGGCUUACCUGGCUGCAUCACUGUUUGAACUGGAUUGUAUCUGCUCAGAGUGCCAUCUCCUCAGCGCAGGAACAUGAGAUUCAAGAACUUGAAGCCGAUCUUAGAGGGCAAACACACACACAACUGAGUGUAGGAUGGAAUAAAUUUUCCGGACUUCACAUGACUUUCAGAAGGAAACUGCUCCAACACCAACUACCGGGAUUUGUGAGUCAACAUAAGCAACUGUGGGAUGAGAUUUGUGCCUGGGAAUCGAGUAUCCGACUCCACUGUGAGGAGGGCAUUGCAGCCAGCAACUGUCAUGGUGUUCUAGAGACCGCGGAUUUUGAGACAGUACCAAUUUUCAUUGGCAUCCGCAAAAUGUUGGCCAGAAGUGUCAAUCAACUUAAAGCUGACUGGUAUGUCGUGGGCUCAACAAGUGAUGAUGUUGCCUCAGCUAUACAAAAAGCUAUUUUUACCUCCCUGUGUGAGGCGAAACCGCUGCUACCCUCGCAGGUCAUAAAAAGUGGUGCUGCUCUCUUGAUUAUACACUUCUACCAGCUUAAAAUUGCAUGGUGGCGAUAUUGGCGUCAUUUGGAGGCACUGACUGCCAAGUUGGGCUUAUUGAGAGACCUUCAAAGUUUGGAAAAUUGGCUCACCUUAAUGGAGGAACGCGAAGAUAGAAAUGACUUGGGUUCUAGCCUAGAGGAGACUAUGGUUUUGACAGAAGAACACCGAAAGUUCUCACGCGUUGUUGACCUUCAGGGUGAGAAGUGUCGACGUCUAGCCGAAUUCGAAAUGGCACAGCUCGAAGAAUCCGAUCCAGAUUGGGAGACAGCCAUGGCGAAUCAAAUGGUAGAGAACUUAGAAAGACUGAACAUCUUACCAAAGGUUUCAAGCAUUUCUGAUGCUGCUUCCUCGAAAUCUGUUCCAUUACAGGAGGAAGUGAAGCCAGUUGAAGAUGCACCAUUUGGGCGUAUGGAGGGAGUGCUCUACCGCAAAUUGGCGAGUCGAAGAUACUCCAAUGGUGUGAUUAGUGCAGGACGCUGGCAAAAGUGUUUUGCUCUACUAAAGUCCAACACGAUGACUUUGCAUGUACUUAGCAUAAGCGAUCCUCCGACAGUGAAGAGAAGUUGGAUAUCCGAAAAUGCCGAAGUUGACUUCAGAUUACCACUAUGUCGAGAAAUGACCACCAGUUUGGUGGAACAGAGGGCCGUCGAUAUGGGACUUUUCAAGAUUCACAACCUCGCGACUGGUGAUUGUCACCAUUUUAAGGCUGAAACGAGAGCUUUGGCAGAGAAGUGGGUAGCCGCUAUAAACAAGGUCUGUUUGAAAUCGCCCGCGAUGGAGGAUUCUGAUCAGGAAUUGAUGCGGAUCAAGGGCACGGAAUUACACUUCGCCUCGAAGUCUCUACGUCCAACACGAAAGUCUCAGUCUACCACCUGCCUGCCCAUACUUCGACUCAUCAGCAAGCGCAGUGAACGAUCACAUCGACGCCGAUGUUCACAGCAUCCACCACAACGCCGCCGCCGCCACUCAAGCUCCUCUACUUCAACGAUGGAUGGAGAAAUGGAAUUGGAUACAGAGAUUGUCGGUAUCCGUUCUCUGAACCCUCACACCCUCCUCUCCUCCCUUGGAGUGCCGACGCUAGGCAGUGGUGCGCACUCUAGAGCUGCGAUUGCCCUCACUCUACCACUUCGGGCUCUGUGUCGUCGCGUCAUGCGACACUCUAAUCUACCCGUCUCAGUGUCGCAUCACUCGCACCUAAACGUUGAUGGUGCUGUCAGUGUCGGCAACGGUGGUGGUGGCAAUAGCGUCGUGGCUGGCAGUGAUGACGAAGCGUCCCUGAUGUCACCCUUUGCCAUGAGAGACUCAGAAUGUGACGACAAUAAUGACAACAGCAAUAACAAUUCCGAGACAGACAUUGAUAAUGUGGAUGAAUUUUCACUGGCCUCGUUUCAAAUGACUUUUAACCAAUUUCGGCAACGUAGUCGAAGAAGCCGCGAGGAUGUCUACGAACUCGACACCAAUGGCCGUUCUUUGAAUCCACAUGGUCCGACCGGUGUGGGUGGUCGUAGUCUUUUGCGACUUCGGGCUCCAAUUCACUCCCCCGAUCCCAUUGCCACAAGGCAAGAGGUUACAUAA